AUGCAGAUUUUUCGAAGUAGCCUGCUCCGAUUGGGCCUCAUUGGUACACUCGUCGCUCAAGUGUUCGCCCUCGACAUCGAUUUCCUGAAGGAUGACGGAUCCUUCAUUGAGACUACUUCGAUUCGUCCGGGAUUCGUUGUGACGAAGCUGCAUGUCCCCCACGGGACGACGAAAAUCAGGGUCAGAAAUAUGGCUGCUGGCACAUAUGUCGCCCAGACCUUAGCUUUGUGGUCGCAGGAAGAGGAGGCUAAAACGUACUGCGAUAAGCAGAUCAACGGCGCCGAAAGCAAUCACGACGAGGCAUUCGACGACAUGGAAGCAACCGUCAUCCCCAGUGAGGAAGGCAAUGUCGUUAGCUUUCAUGAAGCCAACAAGUACGCGGUUGUAGUCAUAAGGUAA
This is a messenger RNA of Anthostomella pinea, 399 nucleotides long. Lineage: Eukaryota; Fungi; Ascomycota; Sordariomycetes; Xylariales; Xylariaceae. The record is from the annotation of a GenBank genome assembly.